CGAGACGCGCCCCGGUUCGGACGCGCUUUUUUGCCGGAGGAGGACGGGACUGCAGCUACCAACUCGAAGAUCCGAUCUUCAGAUAUACAGUUUGGCGAAACCUCUUCAGAGAUCGCGUGAGGUCCCGAAACUUGAUAGACAUUGUGUUGGCGGGAUUUUUUUUUGAGCAACCAGUUUUAUUUGGUGUGGUCAAGUCGCGACUUUGAAUUAUCUAGUUGCCAAACAGAGGAAAUCUUUCCACGAGUGAUUAACUGAAGAUUAGCAGUAGUUGGUAGUAACAGCAGGUUGAACCGUGGUGCGUGAACUGUUCAAGCAAAGUGCGUAGAUUUGGACCAAAAGAACUGCUACAAGUGCGUUACAGAUUUAUCGUGGGGGCAAACAACGAAUUCAUUCAAGUUUUUUCUUGUGUUCCGUUGAACCGGCUUGUCUACCUUCUACCAGUGCAACGUGAGAGAUUAAGUUGUGCUGCGUCAAGUGGGUUGUAGUGACCGGCCAGCGUCAAGUCAAGUGGACCCAGGAAUCCCGGCCAUCCGAAGCACAGUAGAAUCACGAUUUCAAGAGUUCGGUGAAGAUGCGGAUAAUUAGUUAUCCAUAUGACUAAGAACAGAUUGCAGUUCAAGAGUGUGGCACGCGACCCUCGUGAGGAGUCGCCGGGGUUCAGUGGUAGUUUCAGGCAGGCAGCGUGUCGAGGGAAUCUGGAUUCCCAGAAGAACCAAGUGGACUCGAGAACAUCAGUGAAUUAUUUUUUGAGCGAAAGAGCGUGUUAAACAUCUGUGAUCGGGUGCCGAUCAAGUGGGGUGUCAGAAGCAUAUCUAACCUCACGAUGGUGAAACUCAGCUGUCUGAUAGUUUUUCUCGCGCUCAGCCUGGACGUCUCGCACAGUUGGAAGUUUGACAGACUGCCCAGACUGUAUGGAGACAAGCUGCCGACGAAAGUGAUAUCACCGCGGACGCGCAAAGUUCAGCGCCGGAUCGUCGUGCUGCAUGACUUUUUCCGCACCAAAGUGGUCCCACCGGCUGCCAACAUGCUUAGUAUGAAGUGGCACCACGGAGCGGCCAGGUCGGCGCAAAAGUGGGCGGACCAGUGUCGACUGUUGACCCACGACAGCCCGAAGGGACGCUGGAUCGACAACUAUGGCGCUUGCGGGCAGAACAUCUUCGUCUCGACCCAUAAGGUGCCCUGGUUAUUCGCGUUGCGCACGUGGUUCCUGGAGCGGCAGAACUUCACCUACGCGUCGCCCAAGAACGACCUGGUGGCGGUGGGCCACUACACCCAGAUGGUCUGGGCUGCAACGCACAAGGUGGGCUGCGGGCUGGCCAAGUGUGCCCGCGGUGGCCCCCGGGGCAAGCCGUACUUUAACUACGUGUGCAACUACUGCCCGAUUGGAAAUCACGAGGAUAAACUUGGCCUACCAUAUCGACGGGGCAAACCGUGCAGUUCGUGUCACCAGCAUUGCCAUUCGAAGAAAAUAAAAUUGUGCACGAACACCUGCAGCUCGGCCGACCUGUGGGCCAACUGCAAGGAGCUUUACAAGACGUGGCCCGGCUGGCUGUGCAAUACGGUCACACCGGAGGGCCUCGAGCGGCAGCGGAACUGUCUGGCCACCUGUACCUGCCAUGGCAAGAUCCACGACUGAAGAUUCUCGAAACCGGAAGCGUGUGUUGUGCCAUAUGAUUUGUUUGUUUGAUGUACUUUAAGUGUCGAAGGAUUUAGCUCGUAAGAUAUUAGUCAUACCGUGGAAGAUU
Messenger RNA from Culex pipiens pallens (northern house mosquito), 1745 nucleotides. RefSeq names its product cysteine-rich venom protein-like. Gene Ontology annotation, cellular component: extracellular region. The transcript is spliced from 7 exons. Lineage: Eukaryota; Metazoa; Arthropoda; Insecta; Diptera; Culicidae. Bases 824 to 1636 code for a protein of 270 amino acids. The record is from RefSeq and is a predicted model, not a curated record.